Messenger RNA from Triticum dicoccoides, 2769 nucleotides. RefSeq names its product UDP-glycosyltransferase 73C3-like. NCBI's taxonomy places the organism in Eukaryota, Viridiplantae, Streptophyta, Magnoliopsida, Poales, Poaceae. The transcript is spliced from 2 exons. The record is from RefSeq and is a predicted model, not a curated record. Gene Ontology annotation, molecular function: UDP-glucosyltransferase activity. Bases 852 to 2342 code for a protein of 496 amino acids.
CGGUCGGAGAACGGACAAGAAAAUUCCACCCGCUGUCACAGUACACUGAAUCUCAAUAUAGAAAAUAAUGCACCCUCACAUUAUAUGCAGAAUCGGCUAGCCUGGCCUUCCACAGCCUUGGGAGAACAAGUCAGCAUCAGACAUGAGGAUCAUUCAAAUCCUGUAAAACGACUCCUCUUUGAGCGUGAUAGGCGGUAGGGAUGGUUAAUCUGAGCCAUCCGAUGUCUGAUCGGAUGGCCUGGAUUCUGACGAUCCAGAACUUAAGAAGAUUCAUCCACAUGGCUGACCCCAGGAGUCCAUGACUGACGUAAGAGCAUGCGUCACUAGCAAAGAGGUGACCAAUUUGAUACGCUGUUGCAUCGACGGCUCGUCAUAGGAAGAAUUAUAUGCAGAAUCGGCUGGCCUGGCCUUCCACAGCCUUCGGAGUUAAGUGAUGUGCAUAUACAACAAGUCAGCAUCAGACAUGAGGAUCAUUCAAAUCCUGUAAAACGACUCCUCUUUGAGUGUGAUAGGUGGUAGGGAUGGUUAAUCUGAGCCAUCCGAUGUCUGAUUGGAUGGCCUGGAUUCUGACGAUCCAGAACUUAAGAAGAUUCAUCCACAUGGCUGACCCCAGGAGUUCAUGACUGACGUAAGAGCAUGCGUCACUAGCAAGAGGUGACCAAUUUGAUACGCUGUUGCAUCGACGGCUCGUCAUAGGAAGAUAUAGCACCAGGUGCUAUAUAUAAACACUAGUUGCCGUUGCAACCAUCAUCAGAUUGUGUCCAACACAUCGUGCUAUCUUGCCGGUGUCACUGUCCUCCCAGUUCAACUGACUCCACCACCAGUACUUUCACGACAAUAGCCGAUCAGCCAUGACUUUCACCGGCAGCACCGAUGGCCAGAGCGGCUCUGCAAGGGCCCACUUCGUGCUGGUACCGAUGCUAGCGCAGGGGCACACAAUCCCCAUGACCGAUAUGGCGCGCCUGCUGGCAGAGCACGGCGCGCAGGUUAGCUUCAUCACCACGCCAGUGAAUGCCUCCAGGUUGGCAGGCUUUGCAGCCGAUGUGGAGGCAGCGGGCCUGACAGUUCGGCUCGUGGAGCUCCACUUCCCGAGCGCCGAGUUCGGCCUACCGGACGGGUUCGAGAACCUAGACAUGAUCCAAUCCACGGAUCUGCUCUCCAAUUUCAUGGAUGCCAUCGCUGCGCUUCAGGAACCGCUCAAGGCAUACCUCCGUGAGCAGCAGCGCUCGCCUCCAAGCUGCAUCAUAUCUGACCUGAUUCACUGGUGGACUGGUGACAUCGCAAGGGAGCUCGGUAUCCCGAGGCUGACCUUUAGUGGCUUCUGUGGCUUCUCGUCCCUCAUCAGGUACAUCACUUUUCACAACAAUGUAUUUGAAAAUGUCAAAGAUGAAAAUGACCUCAUCACGAUCACAGGGUUCCCUACACCACUACAGCUGACAAAGGCUAAAUGCCCUGGAAAUUUUUCCAUUCCUUGUAUGAAGAAAAUCUGCAAGAAGUUCCUUGAAGAGGAGCUGAAAAGUGAUGGUGAGGUCAUUAACAGCUUCCAGGAGCUGGAGACAUUGUACAUUGAAUCCUUUGAGCAGACGACAAAGAAGAAGGUCUGGGCGGUCGGACCAAUGUGCCUUUGCCACCGACACAAUAACACUAUGGCCGCAAGAGGAAACAAGGCGUCAAUGGAUGAGGCACAGUACCUGCAAUGGCUUGAUUCAGUGAAGCCAGGCUCAGUGGUCUUUGUCAGCUUUGGCAGCCUCGCUUGCACUACACCUCAACAGCUUGUUGAGCUAGGACUGGGACUUGAAGCCUCCAGGAAACCGUUUAUUUGGGUGAUCAAAGCAGGAGCUAAGCUUCCAGAAGUUGAGGAAUGGCUCGCAGACGGGUUCGAGGAGCGUGUAAAAAAUAGAGGCAUGGUCAUAAGGGGUUGGGCACCACAGCUCAUGAUCCUGAGGCACCAAGCCGUUGGAGGAUUCGUGACGCACUGUGGGUGGAACUCAACAAUAGAGGGCAUCUGUGCAGGUGUGCCCAUGAUCACAUGGCCACACUUUGGGGAGCAGUUUUGGAAUGAGAAGCUGGUGGUGGAUGUGCUGAAAAUCGGGGUGGAGGUUGGCGUGAAAGGAGUUACACAGUGGGGAAGUGAAAAACAAGAGGUUAUGGUUACACGAGAUGCCGUGGAGACGGCAGUGAACACCCUGAUGGACGAGGGGGCGGCUGCAGAAGAGACGAGGGUGAGAGCAAAAGACUGCGCCAUUAAGGCAAGGAAGGCUUUUCAUGAGGGAGGUUCUUCAUAUGACAACAUAAGGCUAUUAAUUGAAGAAAUGGGAAACAGGAUGAAUGCAGGUGGUUGACACAGAUGGUAGUAAGCUCUCUUUUUCGGUGUAAACAUAAAAUAAAAGAGCCUAUAGUACAAAUAACUUGUCAUUAGAAAGAGCCUAUAUGCCAUUGGAAAUAAUUUUAUUUUAUAAAUAACCCGCUGCUUGUAUCAGGCUCACUGGUGUGACCGUGAUUGUUUAGAGAUUAAACAGGGUCCAAAUGACAGCAAUAUCAAUUGUCUACGCCAUUGUGCAGAUUUAAUGACAGUCAAGAUAAUGAUUACAGUCUUCUUCUGCAGAUGUUAUGCUCUCCUUAUCAUUUUGCUAGCACUUGUUUAUCUGAGUUAAAUAAGGGUCGGAAAGGAGAAAAAAAUGAAAUAAACUGUAUGCACAUUAUCAAACUGACACUAAAAGUAAGAGAAGAUUCGAGGUGAAUAAUUCAAAGGAAGAGAAGGAAAUGGAA